AUCGCGGGGCGCACUCGGCUGCGCGCUGAGCUAGGGGUGCACCGACGCGCCGCGGGCGGCUGGAGCUCAGCUUUGCUCUCGCUGCAGCAGCCGCGCCGCCCGCCCCAUUCCGCUCAGAUUCCGACCCCAGCCCCCUCAGCACUGCCUUCCCGGACUCCAUCCAGCCCCGGCUCUGGCUCCGGCCCCGCGGACCAUGCUCCGGGUGCCCCCCGGAAAACCGGGCUGGGUGAAGAGCCGGCAAAGAUUAGGCUCCCUAGCGGGGGCCCCACCCGGCCGCCCAGCUCUCGGCCCGCGCCGUGCCGGGUGUCCCCGAGCCUUGUGAGCCUGCUGGGCCAUGGAGCGCGCGCCGCCCGACGGGCUGCUGAACGCGUCGGGCGCUCUGGCUGGCGAGGCGGCGGCCGCAGGCGGGGCGCGCGGCUUCUCGGCUGCUUGGACCGCUGUCCUGGCUGCGCUCAUGGCGCUGCUCAUCGUGGCCACAGUGCUGGGCAACGCGCUGGUCAUGCUCGCCUUCGUGGCGGAUUCGAGCCUCCGCACCCAGAACAACUUCUUUCUGCUCAACCUCGCAAUCUCCGACUUCCUCGUGCCUUCUGCAUCCCACUGUAUGUACCCUAUGUGCUGACGGGCCGCUGGACCUUUGGUCGGGGUCUCUGCAAGCUGUGGUUGGUGGUAGACUACUUGCUGUGUGCCUCCUCAGUCUUCAACAUCGUGCUGAUCAGCUAUGACCGAUUCCUGUCAGUCACUCGAGCUGUCUCCUACCGGGCCCAGCAGGGGGACACACGACGGGCAGUGCGGAAGAUGGCGUUGGUGUGGGUGCUGGCCUUCCUGCUGUAUGGGCCUGCCAUCCUGAGUUGGGAGUACCUGUCUGGUGGCAGCUCCAUCCCUGAAGGCCACUGCUAUGCUGAGUUCUUCUACAACUGGUACUUUCUCAUCACAGCCUCCACUCUCGAGUUCUUCACACCCUUCCUCAGCGUUACCUUCUUCAACCUCAGCAUUUACCUGAACAUCCAGAGGCGCACCCGCCUCCGGCUCGAUGGGGGCCGAGAGGCUGGUCCAGAACCCCCACCUGAUGCCCAGCCCUCACCACCUCCAGCUCCCCCCAGCUGCUGGGGCUGCUGGCCGAAAGGGCAUGGGGAGGCCAUGCCGCUCCACAGGUAUGGGGUGGGUGAGGCAGGCCCCGGCGUUGAGGCUGGGGAGGCUGCCCUCGGGGGUGGCAGUGGUGGGGGUGCUGCCGCCUCGCCCACCUCCAGCUCUGGCAGCUCCUCGAGAGGCACUGAGAGGCCGCGCUCACUCAAAAGGGGCUCCAAGCCAUCAGCGUCCUCAGCAUCCCUGGAGAAGCGCAUGAAGAUGGUUUCCCAGAGCAUCACCCAGCGCUUCCGGCUGUCACGGGACAAGAAGGUGGCCAAGUCGCUGGCCAUCAUUGUGAGCAUCUUUGGGCUCUGCUGGGCCCCGUACACACUCCUCAUGAUCAUCCGGGCUGCUUGCCACGGCCACUGCAUCCCCGACUACUGGUAUGAGACGUCCUUCUGGCUUCUGUGGGCCAACUCAGCUGUAAACCCUGUCCUCUACCCGCUGUGCCACUACAGUUUCCGCAGAGCCUUCACCAAGCUCCUCUGCCCCCAGAAGCUCAAGGUCCAGCCCCAUGGCUCCCUGGAGCAGUGCUGGAAGUGAGCAGCUGCCCCACCCUUCUGUGGCCAUGCCCUUGUACCUGUUUCUUGGAUAGCCCCAUGUGUGGCCCCUGCCUUGUCCAAGGCCCACUCUAAAUGCCAUGGCAGACUCUUAGAUCAUCAGCCCUACAAUGGGGCAGCCAAGGGCCCUCACUGGUGGAACUGGAGUGUGCUGGCUGGCUCUGCCACCACACUCUCCUUCACCCCAGAAGUAACAAUCCAGGAGUCCCAGGCAUACCUUCCACCUCCACAGUGAUGUCCUGUUUUGCAUACUUAGUGGUUGGUGUCCUCCCUGAUGCAAACCUUGGUGUGUGCUCCUGGCUCCAGCACUG
Molecule: messenger RNA, 1996 nt
Organism: Psammomys obesus (fat sand rat)
Lineage: Eukaryota; Metazoa; Chordata; Mammalia; Rodentia; Muridae
Gene: Hrh3
Product: histamine receptor H3
Exons: 3
Coding region: 796-1668 (290 amino acids)
Biological process (GO): adenylate cyclase-activating adrenergic receptor signaling pathway
Cellular component (GO): membrane
Molecular function (GO): histamine receptor activity
Source: RefSeq, a predicted model, not a curated record